UAUUGGGUAAGCUUCAACUUUUUUCUUUUAUUUAUUUUUUUCCUUUCCCCAAAAUUUCAGGUAAGGAGAAGUACUUUGCUUGGGGAUCAAUGUGGAGAGGCAGAAUCCAUUGAUGUUGGCAGUCAGCCCAAGGAUUUGAGCCUUGCACCUCUUUGCCCUGAACUUGCUUUGAUUUCAACUGAUUCAGGAGUAGUUCUACUUCGUGGGUCAAAAGUAGUUUCAACAAUCAACCUUGGGUUUGCCGUGACGGCAUCAACAAUUUCACCGGAUGGAAGUGAAGCUAUCGUGGGUGCGCAGGAUGGUAAAUUACAUGUAUAUUCCAUCAAAGGGGAUACACUAAUGGAAGAAACAGUCCUCGAGAAGCACCGGGGUGCUAUAAAUGUUAUUCGUUACUCGCCUGAUUCUUCUCUGAUUGCUUCAGGGGAUCUUAAUCGAGAAGCUGUUGUAUGGGAUCGUGCAUCUCGAGAGGUGAAGCUAAAGAACAUGUUGUACCAUACUGCCCGUGUAAACUGUCUGGCUUGGUCUCCUGAUAACACUAAAGUUGCAACCGGAUCACUUGACACAUGUGUUAUCAUAUACGAAGUUGAUAAGCCUGCAUCCAGUCGAAUAACCAUUAAGGGAGCUCACUUGGGUGGUGUAUAUGGAGUGGCUUUCACAGAUGAGCAGAGUCUGGUGAGUUCAGGAGAGGAUGCAUGCGUGAGACUGUGGAGGUUGACAUCACAGUAGAGAGUGGCAAUUCAAGCAGAUCUCAUGCCGACAAUAAGAAGUUUGGCAAAUUGUGUGAAAUGUUGUUUUAUGCAGGUUUUGUUUGUUGAGAGUUUGUGCUUUACAUUUUGGGGGCUUGUGUUGGGUGUGGGGGGGGGGGGGGUGGAUGAGAAGAGGAAAAAAAAAACAAAAGGAUAGGUCGAUUGGGCAUGAAAUUGUAAUUCUCUUCAAUGUGUGUAUCUAUCUCAAGCCAGGCACCAGGCAGUGUUUCAUCAUGAAUAUUGCUCAUGAACAUGCUUCCACAAAGAAAUGGAUGUCACAGAAUAGAAAAUCAGUAAUGUUUGUUUGUUAAUUAUGUCACAGUGAUGUGCCUACUUUAAAUUAUGAAGAGAAUGUGUCCUCUAUUUCAGCUUUUUAUAUGGAUUAAGUGGAACCACAGUUUUCUG
This is a messenger RNA of Macadamia integrifolia, 1151 nucleotides long. Its product is annotated as actin-interacting protein 1-2-like. The record is from RefSeq and is a predicted model, not a curated record. NCBI's taxonomy places the organism in Eukaryota, Viridiplantae, Streptophyta, Magnoliopsida, Proteales, Proteaceae. Gene Ontology annotation, cellular component: cortical actin cytoskeleton. The annotation marks the transcript as partial. Gene Ontology annotation, molecular function: actin filament binding. Gene Ontology annotation, biological process: actin filament depolymerization; positive regulation of actin filament depolymerization. The transcript has 2 exons.